GCACUCCGCUCCUUUCUUACGUCACUACUACGCGUGCGCUUUGGAAGGAGGUGCGAGACUUCGGGGGGAAGGGCAGGGGGCGGGCCUAGGCCGAGGUCUCACGGCGACUGCGCUGAUGGGAUCCCGACUGGAACAUGGCGACUUGCGCCGAAAUCCUGCGGAGCGAGUUCCCCGACAUAGACGGACAGGUCUUCGACUACGUGACGGGCGUCUUGCACAGCGGCAGCGCGGACUUCGAGUCUGUGGAUGACUUGGUGGAAGCUGUGGGGGAACUAUUGCAAGAGGUGUCCGGGGACAGCAAGGAUGACGAGGGCAUCAGAGCCGUGUGCCAGCGCAUGUACAACACUCUGCGCCUGGCGGAGCCACAGAGCCAAGGAAACAGCCAGGUGCUACUGGACGCUCCCAUCCAGUUAUCAAAGAUAACAGAGAGCUAUGACUGUGGCACCAAACUUCCAGGACUGCUAAAGAGGGAACAGUCCUCGACAGUGAAUGCAAAGAAGCUAGAGAAGGCCGAGGCUCGACUGAAGGCAAAGCAGGAGAAGCGCUCAGAGAAGGACACAGUCAAGAUCAACAACCCUCUAGUCUUAGAAGAAGCAUCAGCCAGCCAGCCAGGCAGCAGAAAGGAGAGUCGGUUGGAAUCAUCUGGCAAGAACAAAUCCUAUGAUGUGCGGAUUGAGAACUUUGAUGUGUCCUUUGGCGAUAGGGUACUGUUGGCUGGAGCGGAUGUGAACCUGGCAUGGGGCCGCCGCUAUGGGCUGGUGGGACGGAAUGGGCUGGGGAAGACGACGCUACUGAAGAUGCUGGCUACCCGGAGCCUGCGGGUUCCAGCCCACAUUUCCCUGCUGCAUGUAGAGCAGGAGGUUGCUGGAGAUGAUACCCCUGCCCUGCAGAGUGUGCUGGAGAGUGACAACGUGCGAGAGGACCUGCUACAGCGGGAGCGGGAACUCAGCGCCCAAAUUGCUGCUGGCAGGGUGGAAGGCUCUGAAGCUGCACAGCUGGCAGAAAUCUAUGCCAAAUUGGAAGAGAUUGAGGCUGACAAGGCACCUGCCAGGGCAUCAGUCAUUCUUGCUGGGCUUGGCUUUACCCCUAAAAUGCAGCAGCAGCCCACUCGGGAGUUCUCAGGUGGCUGGAGAAUGAGACUGGCCCUGGCCCGGGCCCUCUUUGCCAGGCCAGAUCUUCUGCUGUUAGAUGAACCCACAAACAUGCUGGAUGUAAGGGCCAUCCUGUGGCUGGAGAAUUACCUGCAGACAUGGCCCUCCACAAUCCUAGUCGUCUCCCACGACCGCAACUUCCUGAAUGCCAUUGCCACAGACAUCAUCCACCUGCACAGCCAGCGGCUAGAUGGUUACCGGGGAGACUUUGAGACCUUCAUCAAGAGCAAGCAGGAGCGGCUGCUCAACCAGCAGCGUGAAUAUGAGGCACAGCAGCAGUAUCGCCAGCACAUCCAGGUUUUCAUCGACCGAUUUCGCUACAACGCCAACAGGGCCUCUCAAGUGCAGAGUAAACUCAAGAUGCUGGAGAAGCUACCGGAGCUGAAACCUGUAGACAAGGAAUCGGAGGUUGUGAUGAAGUUUCCUGAUGGGUUUGAGAAGUUCUCACCACCAAUUCUGCAGUUAGAUGAAGUGGAUUUCUACUAUGAUCCUAAACAUGUCAUCUUCAGUCGUCUCUCCGUCUCUGCUGAUCUGGAGUCCCGCAUCUGUGUGGUUGGGGAGAAUGGGGCUGGGAAGUCCACCAUGCUGAAGCUGCUUAUGGGGGACCUAGCACCUGUUCAAGGCAUCAGACAUGCUCACCGGAAUCUGAAGAUUGGCUAUUUCAGCCAGCACCAUGUGGAGCAGCUGGACCUGAAUGUCAGUGCUGUGGAACUGCUGGCCCGAAAGUUUCCUGGGCGGCCAGAGGAGGAGUAUCGUCACCAGCUGGGCCGGUAUGGCAUCUCAGGAGAACUGGCCAUGCGCCCUGUUGCCAGCUUGUCCGGAGGCCAGAAAAGCCGGGUGGCCUUUGCUCAGAUGACCAUGCCCUGCCCCAACUUCUACAUUCUGGAUGAACCCACAAACCACCUGGACAUGGAGACGAUUGAGGCUCUGGGACGUGCUCUCAACAACUUCAGGGGUGGCGUGAUUCUGGUGUCCCACGAUGAGCGCUUCAUCCGGCUAGUGUGCCAGGAGUUGUGGGUGUGUGAAGGAGGCGGCAUCACCCGGGUCGAGGGGGGAUUUGACCAGUACCGUGCCAUCCUCCAGGAACAGUUCCGCCGUGAAGGCUUCCUCUAGGGCCCCCAGGCUGAGGACUGUGCCCAGGACAUGGACAGGUCUCUCAGACCCCUGGGUCAUCACAUGGGCAACCAGCUCCAGCCCGUGGCCUUCCCCUGACUUGGGUCAGCCUUAUUCCCAAAUCUCUCCUUUCGACUGGAUCAUCCUCUGCACAACCUGGGGAGCCCAUCCAAGGGUCUGUGAGGACUUGUCUCCCAGACGGAAGGUGUCAGGGGUGCCCUCUAGGGUUAUAGAUUCUCCCACUGCCCCAGCGCUAACUGGGCCCCAUGUGGCUGCUAUGUAAAUUAAAUUCCCCCUGCAUCUCCCUUGCCUCAUCUCUGCUGCUCCCUGGGCAGGGCUGCAGUGUUUGCCUACUGUUGAGGGAUGUGGGCUCUCUAAUUGGCGUUUUCCUGUGACUUGUAUCAAUCACAUGGAGAAAGCAACAGCAGCACCAGCCUUGCCCCUGGGAAGAGACAUUGUCAAGGCUGCUUGGGCAUGGACGUCAUCUGCCUGACCUUGGGGUGGGUUGAGCUGGUGGAAUGAGGGGAAGUGUGUUGGCAUCACUGUGAUGUUGUUUCCCCUUGCUUGGGCUCGGUCUCAGCUGAAGGGGUCUUGGGCUCUGCUUGGGAGUUCGAACUGAUUUUGUGACCUUGUCUUAAACAUGGUUUGCCAACUGCUUUCUUCAGUGGUUUCUGGCCCAGGUUCACUCUGCUGCUCUGAUCUGGACACUCAGGGCUGAAGAGAAACCAUCUUUGUCCCCAUUUUGCUUUGGUAGUUUUAUGUUCUUCAUUUUUCCUCUAACCAUGUGGGUGAGGCCUGGGGAGUGGGAGUUGAUGAUAGGUCCUAAUGGGAAGAAAUAGAACACUUUGUUUUCAAUUUAAGCAAUCUUUAUGAGGGGAGAGGAGAUGUUUGAGGUAGUAUGAUUUAUAAAUAUUUCUUGAGGACUUACCUGCUAUGUAUAAUUGUUAUUCAAAGACCUUAAAAUGGAGACAUUGUUUUGCUCUCAGUGACAGUGGAGAAACCAGAGUCAGCAGAAUGACCUUGCUGGCUUCGUGGAGAUUGUAGUCACAAAGCUCAACCAAGGGAUUGUGGCUCUGAGCUGUUGAGGGUAUUGUGGUAUAGGUAGCUAGGGGAGAGAAACCUGUUUGUGGGGUAGAGGAGAAUAAGGACAGGAAGGCUCUGUUGACUGACCACAGAGCAGGCAUUGGUGGACUGAUGAAACUGUCAUAAGGGCCACUGAUGUGCCUGUCUCUUCAACUUCCCUCCCACUCGGCAGUCCAGAGGAGGUAUUCCUCCAGCCGUGUCUGUGGCUAUGUGCACUCUCAGCCCUCCUGAGAGCUUUCUCACAGCCCUCCUCAUUCUGUUCCAACUUCAGACCUGCAGAUGGGUAAGUUGGGAGCCAUUCGUUGCAGGAUCUGUGCCUGCCUGUUUGCCAGGCUUUCAUCCCCUCAGCCCCUUUUCAGCUUGUGAUCUCCUAUAGGAGGAGUUCUUCCCAAUUCCUAAGUCCCUGGAAGUGCAGCUGAACAGUCUGUGACACAGAAUAUGCUUUUGUGCUUGAAGAGCACUGGAGUUGGAGUUGGGUCUGAGAUCAAAUCUCAGCUCUACUACAGGUAACAGAAGGGGCCACCAAUAUUAACUGGGUAACCACAACAAAUCACUUGACCUUUUUGAACAUCUACUCAGUUUCUUUAUAGGACUGUUGUGUGGAUUUGCUGACAAGCACAAGAGAUAAGCACUCAGUGAUUCCUGUGUGACCAGUCUCUAUUUGAUGGACUAUUAUAUGGCAAAAGAAGUAAAUGUUCUCUGAAUGACUCAAGGUAGACCAGUUUGGGCUCAAAGGAAGGAAAACUAAUAGCUCUUUAGCCCUGUCAGGCACUAGAGAAGUGCUCUCUUGGGUCAGAGGGAGCACUAGAUGGCCUCCAAGUUGACUUCCAGUUUUACAAUUCCAUGAAAGAAAUGUGAAGAGCCGGUGCUGCAGGACUUCAGAGAGAUGGGGUAAAUGAAUUGCAGCAGCUGAGAAAGACCCUAUCUUCUGGGGCGUAAGGAGGGGAGUUGGCAGAAGAUAUUGUUUUGUGGGAUGGAAAAAUGACAGUCAGCCAGCUCCAUUUCAGAAAGCACAGGACAAAGGGGAGAGGAUCUGACAUGGAAGGGUGGGAAGUUGCCCUCAAUCACUCCAGACUGUGCAUCACGGUAGCCACACCCUUCACUAGCCAAUGUCAACCAUUCCAGAAGCCAUCUUUCCACUGGAGCUGCUCUGCCAACUUCAGAGCUUUAAACCAGUCGGGAGCUCACCAGGUUGAAAGGCCUCAGCCCACAGUCUUGGUUGAAAUUCUGGCCUCCCAACCUCUGCUGGCCUUACUGCGCUCACCAGCACCUUAGGCAACCUGGCUGGUACCCAGUGGGAGGCAGGGUGUAGAGGGGCCGUGGGUCCUUUGGCACCAGUCUACAAGGUACUUGAAGAUGCUUGAUAGGGAAUUGUUAAUUUCAGUGUGAUGUUAUUGUCUUGAGAUUUAUUGGACAUAGACAACAUUUUGCUAAGUUCUCACUGGUUUCCAGGCAAAUUUUAGCUAGCGUCAGAGCCCAGCUCUGCCUCAAGCCUGAGCAUGCAGAUUGGAUGUCAGAACCUGUGGGAAAUCCUAGCAGGCUAGCAGGGUGGGCCUCGGUCAUAGAGGUCUUUCACAACCUGGCCGAUGGGCCUCUAGGGGUCCCUGAACCUGUAGUGAUGGGCCCCACUCAACUCUGCCCCUGCAGCUGGGCUUCUGUUGUGCUUUGUGCUUCUCCGUUGUGAGCUGCAUGCCAUCAUUAGAACUGCACUCCCCAUUUUGCCUUGACAUCCUUGAAGGCCAGACUGGCUCACUAUUGUUUGCAUCUUCUGUGCCUGUCACAGGUUGGGUUCCCUGGGAAGCAGUAUGCAGGGCAUUUAUUACAGGGUGCUGCUGGGAUCAAAACCUGUGAAGGGAGGGCCUAGGGAACAGGGUUGAGCAGAGGGAGAGGUUGAGCAGCAAUCCAGGCCCGAUGAAAGCCUCAGUCAGUCCCACACGCUGGAGCUGGGAUAGCCCUGCAGAGCUGUCCUGAGUUGGGGCAGUGUGUCAGGCCUCCAUUCUGCUAAGGUGAUCAGCCUUUAGAUGCUGGGGCUACCAGGAGGAGACAUCAUUCUGAGAGAGGAAGUUUUCUUGAGUUGAGGCAAUCCCCCUCAGGGGCUGAGAGCUGAGGACUUCCUGCCAUCGGCACUCUCAGGAGCUAGGCCAAGUCCAUCAUUCCUGAGAGGGGAUCUGGGCAGCUCAUCACUGCAUCCACUACAGUGCCUAGCACAUAAUAGGUUCUUAGUAAAAAUGUUUGAUAAAUGAAUAUUUUAGGAAAAUUGAGAAGUAGGGAAUGACAUUGAGGGAGAGAGAGUAGAGGCAAGGACCCCAUUACCAAAGUCCAUCCUUAAGGAGGUGGGGGUCAGGACGUUGGAGUGGAGGGGAGAAGGGAGGGAGGAUGGUAUGCAGACUCAGCAAGUGCUUUUGAACUCGGCCCAACUAGAGAAGACUUUUUCUGGCCAGAAUCUUUGAAAUGAAAGCUUUGGAACAUGAAGAGAGAAGUUCAAGAGGCCUGUUCCCCAGCCUUGUUUCAAGAUGAUAAGGAACUUUCAAAUAAUAACAGUUGAUAUUUAUUAGGCUCUUAUUGUGUAAUAGAUGUGGUUGUAAGUGCUUACCUAUAUUAACUCAUUCAGUCCUCACAACAGCACUAUGAACUGGCACAAUUAUUAUCCCCAUUUUAUAGAUGAGGAAAUGCAGGGAGUUGAUGUAGUGGGCGGCAGGGCUGGGAUUCAAGGCUCUAGAGCACUGCUCUUACCUGCCGCGCUGUACUACCGCCUGGCUCUUAAUGUGAUGUGCUCAGUAGUCAUCAUUUGUUAAUUCCACCACUUAAAACUCAUUAAUUGUGUGGGCAGGAGGUUGAACAAGCUUCUCUCAGGAGAGCAAGCUGACGAGUAAAAGUUCCUAGCACAGUGGCUGAUGCUUGGUGCCCAACUAAUAGUUGUUCAUUAAAUAAAUGAUCUAAAAUCUGUGGUAUAGUGGAAGAGUCAUGUACUGGGAUUAGCCCAGCUCUACCACUGAUGGUCUCGGGCAGUCAACCUCUCCUGAGUAAAUUAUCCUUAUCCUUAUGCCUUAUCCUUAUCCUUAUGCCUGCUUCUUUGGGUGGUUGGAGGAUUGAAUGAGGCAAGGUCCUGUGUAAUUGGAAUAAAAAUCUUUGUUAGCUGUAAAGUCCUAUGCAUCCAAAAGGUGUUAUUUCAUGGGAGGAGUGAUGGAGGCAGCAACCUGGAGCCUUGUCUGGAGACACCCAGACUCACAUGUGCACAUAAACACUGUAGGCAAGAUGAUGGCCCCAGGAGCACCACGCCUGCUGAGCUAGGCAUCAGAAAGCACGCGUGUAGGAACACAGCAUGAGACUCUGCCUGGCACCCACUGAGUGCAUGAGGCGAGGCAGAAAUCACCAUGCAAUUUAAGCCCAUUCUAAUAUGUAUAGGUCAUGCCCUGUCAGUAAUUCUAAGUGGCUGUUUUCUUUGUUAAUAAAUGGGUAGUUUGGAAGUGA
Messenger RNA from Galeopterus variegatus (Sunda flying lemur), 6818 nucleotides. RefSeq names its product ATP-binding cassette, sub-family F (GCN20), member 3 (gene ABCF3). The coding region runs from base 135 to 2264 and encodes 709 amino acids. The transcript is spliced from 21 exons. NCBI's taxonomy places the organism in Eukaryota, Metazoa, Chordata, Mammalia, Dermoptera, Cynocephalidae. The record is from RefSeq and is a predicted model, not a curated record. Gene Ontology annotation, molecular function: ATP binding; ATP hydrolysis activity.